AUCGCUGCACACCUGGCGGUUGCUGCCGGAAGCAUGUGUUCCUCUGCGUACAUGGGUCUGUAGAUCAUGCGAUGCGCAGACAUGGGGGCCAGCGUCACCCGCGUCUUUAGGAACUUUAACGUGGAGAACCGUGCUCACCGGCUGAUUGGCAAAGACAAGCCCACCGCGGCGCCCCUGCACCCGAGCGCGAAGAAAGCCCAAGAAGCUGUCUUAGCCAAAUAUCCAGACGUUAAGGAUCACGUUCACAAAAAAGAUAAUCUACUUCUGUCACGGUUGAAAGAGGUUUAUGUUGAUUCCUCAGACCCAUCAAAUGAGGUAAAGGAUGCAAUCUUCAACCCAGCUGAGCAUGUGGAAUACAGAUCUCCUAAAUUGUCUGUGAAGAGUGAGCUAUCUGCUCUAAUAAAUGUGGAAAACAUUCCUAAGGGAAAGAUUUCUAUACCAGAAGCUCUGAUGGCCCUCAACAAUCACAAACGCUCUCCAGAAAUCUGGACUGCAGAAAAAAUUGCAAGUGAAUAUAACUUAGAAAUCAAGGACUCACAAUCUCUGCUAGAAUUUUUUAUACCUUUUGAGGUGAAAAUUAUUCCACCAAAGGACACCCGAGAAAUAACUGAAAGAUAAAAAUAAGUUACUGAGUUACUGUAUGUAUUUUUCCAUGAUCUUGUAUAAAAUAAUUUAGCCAUAA
Messenger RNA from Spea bombifrons (plains spadefoot toad), 682 nucleotides. It is a transcript of the gene NDUFAF4, whose product is annotated as NADH:ubiquinone oxidoreductase complex assembly factor 4. The record is from RefSeq and is a predicted model, not a curated record. Gene Ontology annotation, biological process: mitochondrial respiratory chain complex I assembly. Bases 67 to 618 code for a protein of 183 amino acids. The transcript has 3 exons. Gene Ontology annotation, cellular component: mitochondrion. NCBI's taxonomy places the organism in Eukaryota, Metazoa, Chordata, Amphibia, Anura, Pelobatidae.